AUGCUUCAUCUCUCGUGGAGUUAUAGCGCUGAUAUCUGGAAUGUCGGUGUCAUGAUAUGGGAUAUCUUUGAAGGCAAACAUCUCUUUAGGGGGCAAGAUCCGAAACGAGGCCGCUACACAACUCGUGCUCAUCUUACAGAACUGAUUUCCGUUCUCGGACCACCACCACUGGAGCUCAUCAAGCGGGGCGAGAGAUCUGCGGAGUGGUUCGACGGGAAUGGCAAAUGGCUUGAACCAGACGAGAAUGAGCCAGAACGCUUACCACUUUUGCCGUCUAGUAGUCUCGAGGCUGCGGAGGAGAAUCUCAACGGGAAGGAUAAAGAUCUAUUCCUCAACUUUAUUAAGUCGAUGUUGCAGUGGGAACCGGAGAAGCGAAUGCCGGCAAGGGAAUUGUUAAACGAUCCCUGGCUGACUAGGUCACAAGUAUGA
Pseudogymnoascus destructans is the source of this 429-nucleotide messenger RNA. RefSeq lists its product as uncharacterized. Gene Ontology annotation, molecular function: protein kinase activity; ATP binding. The record is from RefSeq and is a predicted model, not a curated record. The coding region runs from base 1 to 429 and encodes 142 amino acids. Lineage: Eukaryota; Fungi; Ascomycota; Leotiomycetes; Thelebolales; Thelebolaceae. The transcript is spliced from 2 exons. Gene Ontology annotation, biological process: protein phosphorylation.